UUGCAAUUAUACAAAAAAUAACAGUUAUCCAAGAACAUUCAAAAGCCAUCUCUUUAAGCUAGUUAUGACAUUGUCAAGUAGAAUGACAUUCUAGUAAUAUGUACAUAUCCAUACCAGUGUGAAUUUUACUACACGUAAUUUGCCAUGUAAAGACAGAAAAGGUAGGGAUAGCCGUAAAAUAUUUGCGAAUUAUGUACCCAUAGCGUAGGUACUUCUCCCCACUUUACUCUAAUUAGUAAUCAUCUAUUAGUUAUACAUCUGUUACAUAACCAUUUAAUAUUAAAAAUAAUAUUAAACAGCUAUGAUUGAAGAGAAAAUUAAAACCCGUUUAAAAUGUUGUGUGACUAUUGACUCCCUUCCUACUGAAAUUUGUAAGACCAACAUUUACAUUUGCUAGGCCGUUGAACUUGCCGAAUUCAAGAUAAUUGCUACCUACACCACUGGUAGAUCUUGACUUUGCUUGAUGCGUGCACGUGCAUCCUGAAGCAUGCAUCGUUUUUUAAUUUAAUUCGAUAAAAAUAGACAAAUACACAUUUGUAGAUAACAAAAACAUCGACACUUCUGAUACAAAUCAAAAAUGAAGUUGCUUAUGUGUCUCCUUCUUCUUUGGAAAACAGUUUCUUUGGCUCAAAGUUAUAAAGUGUUAUUGGUAUUCCCGGUACCUUCCAAAAGCCACUUUAUUCUCGGGAAUUCUUUAGCGAGAGGGCUAGCCCAAGCUGGACAUGAAGUAACGUUUAUUAGUCCGUUCGCGGAUGAAAAUCCGCCAAAGAAUUACAGGGAUGUUGUUUUGGAGGGAUUUAUGGAAAUUAAAAAAGAACAAACCAUCUUCAAUGUAUUUGAUAUGGAAAAAAUGCACCCCAUGUUAAGCGUCUUCAUCAUGAACAUCAUCGGCAAUCAAUUAGCCAACGCCACACUUGGCCACCCCAACGUCCAAAAGCUGCUGUCAUCAAAGGAACACUUUGACGUAAUCAUCAUAGAACAGUUCAAAAAUAAAGCUAUAAACGCGUUACAGUGGUACUACAACGCCCCACUAAUUCUAUUCAGUACAAUCGGGCCAAGUUUCUGGGUGAACGGCUUCACUGGGAAUCCUUCACCUCCGUCUUACAUCCCAGAUAUGUUCUUGAGUUAUACGAGCGAAAUGAAUUUUUGGCAGAGGACUUUUAACUUCAUAAUGACACUUUAUGAAUACUUAAACGAUUAUUUCUUGGUUUCUUCAGCGCAGAUAGAGAUCUUGAAAUCUUACUUUCCAGAUUGUCCUGAUGCUGAAUCAGCGAUUAAUAACGUUUCUUUGGUGCUUUUAAACUCACACGAAAGCUCAAACCAACCUGUACCUACAACUCCCAAUAUGAUAGCAAUUGGUGGCUUUCACAUAAAACCUUCCAAAGAACUGCCGAAAGAUCUGAAACACUUUAUGGAUAAUGCCAAAGAAGGUGUGGUUUAUUUUAGUAUGGGUUCAAAUAUAGAAUCUUCUGAUAUUAAUAAUGACACCAAAUACGGUAUUAUUAAAGCUUUAGGAAAAUUAAAGCAGAAAGUGCUUUGGAAGUAUAGCGAAGAGCUUCCAGACAAACCAAGAAAUGUUAAAUUGGACAAAUGGUUUCCACAGCAAGACAUACUCGCUCAUCCAAACACCAAGCUGUUUAUUACUCACGGAGGAUUGUUAAGUACCCUAGAGACCAUCUACCACGGAGUACCAGUACUCUCUUUACCUGUCUAUGGUGAUCAGAAAAUGAAUGCUGCUAAAGCACAAGCUAUAGGAUAUGGUUUGCUGAUUCCGUUUUCGCAAAUAACCGAAGAGACUCUUACAGAGCAAUUGGAUAAACUUUUAAAUGAUCCAAAAUACCAUUUGACUGCAAAGACUAGAUCUGCCCUGAUGCACGAUCGACCAACAAAACCUCUGGAUCUAGCUAUUUAUUGGACGCAAUUUAUUGCCAGACACAAAGGAGCACCACAUUUAAGGAUUAGUGCCUUAGAUCUGAAUUGGUAUCAGUAUCUAUCGCUGGAUGUAGUUGCCUUUUUAGGAUUAGUUUCUUUCAGCAUAUGUCUAGCUUUGUAUAUUGUAAGUAAGAAACUUUUUAGAUGUUGUACAAGUAAAAGUAAAACAAUAAAGAAAGAAUAUUUGUUUAAAAAGUGUUUGCCAAGGAUAUGUAGUGUAAUACGUAAUAUACAUAUUUUUAUUAUUAUAAUCCGGUUCUCUUCUACCGUGAAGUGUCGAGAUACAUAUUAUUAUAGAUACAAUAUUUACGAAUUUGCAGGUACCAAAACAUCGAUAGUGUAUCAAGCUUCAAGAAUAUUUCCAUUUUCCGUUAGAUAUAUGUAUAAUAUGAGGGAAAGACAACAUUUAUUUUUGAUUGUAUUAGUUCUAUUCAUCCUCGGCCAAGUGACAAAUGGAUACAAAGUUUUGCUCGUGUUUCAUGUGCCGGCUAAAAGUCAUUACAAUUUAGGGAAUGCUUUGGCUAAAGGACUAGUUGCAGCUGGACAUGAUGUUACCAUGAUAGCUUUUUUUGAAGAAAAAAAUCCGCCUCCAGGAGGUACUUAUACGAAUGUGCUUCUGAGUGGUAAAGAAGAAGUAUCAGGAUUUAACAAAGAAUUCAACUUUCUCGAUUUAGAACAUAUUCCCACAAUAUUUGCAAUACAUUUAUCUUCCCGUAAGGGAACCGUUUUGACUAAAACCAUGUUUGAACAUGAAAAUGUUAAGACAUUUUUGGCAUCAAAUCAAAAGUUCGACGCAGUUGUCAUAGAACAGUUUUGCAACGAUGCAAUAAAAGGUCUGGGGUGGUACUACGAUGCACCAGUGAUUGCCUUUAGUACGAUUGGUGCCAAUUACUGGGUGAACCCUUUGGUGGGGAAUCCUACUCCGAUAUCUUACGUACCAGACCUACAUCUUGAGUAUACUGAGAAUAUGACGUUAUUAAAAAGAGUUAAGAAUGCCUUAGUGACGCUGGUUCGUAUACUAAAUCAACAAGUGUAUUAUUUUCCUGCGCAACGAGAAAUACUAAGGAAAGUUUUUCCGGGAAGUCCAAGUUUAGAGGAAUUGAUGACAAACGUGUCCCUUGUUCUGCUGAAUUCGCAUGAGAGUACGAACCAGCCGGUACCGUUGGUGCCAAAUAUGAUAAACGUUGGUGGAAUGCACAUAUCUCCUGGAAAAGGAUUACCUAAGGAUUUGAAAGUUAUCAUGGACAAUGCCAAAGAAGGUAUUGUAUAUUUUAGUAUGGGUUCUAAUAUUGAUCCAGCUAAAAUGAAAGAAGAAAUAAGUACAGCAAUAUUUGACGCUUUAGGGAAACUACCUUACAAGGUUCUCAUAAAAUGGUCUAAAGAUGUUCCAGGAAAGAGUAAUAAUAUUUUAAUAAGGCAAUGGUUUCCACAACAAGACGUAUUAGCCCAUCCAAAUGUGAAGCUAUUUGUCACUCAUGGAGGCUUACUAAGCACUUUAGAGACUAUAUACUACGGUGUUCCAGUAUUAACUUUGCCAAUAUUUGGUGAUCAAAAAAUCAACGCAGCCAAAGCUAAAGCCGCGGGCUACGGAGUGUCCAUGUCUUUUUCCACGAUAACAGAGGAAAGGUUCAGCAAAGCUUUGAACGAAAUAUUAAAUAAUAAAAAGUACACAGAAAAUGCCAGACUGAGGUCUACACUUAUGCAUGACAGAAUCAACAAACCACUGGACACUGCAGUUUUUUGGGUAGAGUAUAUAAUUCGAAAUAAGGGAGCACCUCACUUGAGGAUAGCUGCAGUCAAUAUGCCAUUCUAUGAAUAUUUUUUGCUAGAUGUUAUUGUUCUUUUAGUAUUAGGGUUUAGUAUUAUAAUUACAUUAGUUUAUCUGACUUGUAAAAAGAUUUGUUGUUCUAGGAAAAGCAAAAAAUUCAAAAAAGAAUAAUUUAGGUUUGUAUUGGUCAAUUAAAUAAAUACUUUUUUUACUAAUUACAAAUAAAAUCUAGAAAAAAUAUAGAA
Diabrotica virgifera virgifera (western corn rootworm) is the source of this 3945-nucleotide messenger RNA. RefSeq lists its product as uncharacterized. Lineage: Eukaryota; Metazoa; Arthropoda; Insecta; Coleoptera; Chrysomelidae. The record is from RefSeq and is a predicted model, not a curated record. The transcript is spliced from 10 exons. Gene Ontology annotation, molecular function: UDP-glycosyltransferase activity. Bases 578 to 3871 code for a protein of 1097 amino acids.